Messenger RNA from Stylophora pistillata, 657 nucleotides. RefSeq lists its product as uncharacterized. The record is from RefSeq and is a predicted model, not a curated record. NCBI's taxonomy places the organism in Eukaryota, Metazoa, Cnidaria, Anthozoa, Scleractinia, Pocilloporidae.
AUGGAUGCUAGGCUCUCCCCACUCGUGUACUGGCCAGAGAGGCACCAGCUGUGGCACACUAUGCCUAUGUGUUUCAGAUAUUCAUUUGGAAACAAGGUGACAGUAAUCAUUGACUAUUUUGAGGUGUUCAUCGAAAAGCCUUCUAAUCUUCUUGCUAGAGCUCAAACAUUUUCUUCAUAUAAAAAUCACAAUACCAUCAAAAUACUACUUGGUAUCACACUUCAAGGGACAAUUUGUUAUGUGUCUAAGGCAUGGGGAGGUCGCACAUCAGACAAAUAUUCCACUGAGAACUGUGGUUUCUUGGAGAAGUUACUGCCUGGAGAUUUAGUUAUGGCCGACAGCGGUUUCACCAUUUCUGAAAGUGUCAGUCUAAAGCAUGCUAAGCUGGUGAUCCCUGUCUUCAUCAAAGGGUUGAAACAGUUGGACCCCAUUGAUGUUGAGGAGACCAGAGGCAUCGCCAACGUACGUAUCCAUGUGGAGAGGGUAAUAGGGCUAAUCCGCUGCAAAUACACCAUCCUAGAAGGCAUACUUCCAACAGAUUUUCUUUCUAGUAAUCACCGUGGAACAGUAGACUUUCAAGUUCCUUUAAUUGAUCGAAUUCUGAGGGUGUGUUCAGCACUUGUUAACUUAUGCCCUCCUAUAGUUCCAUUUGACUAG